Messenger RNA from Gadus chalcogrammus (walleye pollock), 5648 nucleotides. Its product is annotated as mitogen-activated protein kinase kinase kinase kinase 4-like. Bases 220 to 4569 code for a protein of 1449 amino acids. The record is from RefSeq and is a predicted model, not a curated record. Gene Ontology annotation, molecular function: ATP binding; protein kinase activity. Lineage: Eukaryota; Metazoa; Chordata; Actinopteri; Gadiformes; Gadidae. Gene Ontology annotation, biological process: protein phosphorylation. The transcript has 32 exons.
GAGAGGUAGAGAGACACUGGUUGGUAACAGUAGCGGUUCACGGGUAUGGAGUAGCCGCGUCUUGUGCUCGGCGUCGGGGACCAAGAAAACGUGCAUCGGGGCUGAAACCACCAGUUGGGGAUUACGGAGAAACCUCCCGACGAUGUGUUGUGUUCUGUAGCUCUAAAAUCAGUUUGAAGGAAGCGAUAGAGACGCUGCGAUUUCUAUUUAGCUUUGAAAAUGGCGAACGAAUCUCCUGCUAAAAGUCUUGUGGAAAUAGACCUCGCAUCUCUCCGGGACCCUGCUGGGAUCUUCGAGCUGGUGGAGGUGGUCGGCAAUGGGACCUAUGGACAAGUCUACAAGGGUCGACAUGUCAAGACCGGCCAGCUGGCGGCCAUCAAGGUCAUGGACGUCACAGAGGACGAGGAGGAAGAGAUCAAACUGGAGAUCAACAUGUUGAAGAAGUACUCCCACCACAGGAACAUAGCUACGUACUACGGAGCCUUCAUCAAGAAAAGCCCCCCGGGUCACGAUGACCAGCUCUGGCUGGUGAUGGAGUUCUGUGGUGCUGGCUCCAUCACAGACCUGGUGAAAAACACCAAGGGAAACACACUGAAGGAGGACUGGAUCGCCUACAUCUCUCGAGAGAUCCUCAGGGGAUUGACUCAUCUUCACGCCCAUCAUGUGAUCCAUCGAGACAUCAAAGGACAGAACGUUCUUCUGACGGAGAAUGCCGAGGUCAAGCUUGUGGACUUCGGGGUGAGUGCUCAGCUGGACCGAACGGUGGGUCGGAGGAACACCUUCAUCGGGACACCUUAUUGGAUGGCCCCCGAGGUCAUCGCCUGUGACGAAAACCCUGAUGCAACAUACGACUACCGGAGUGAUCUGUGGUCUUGUGGAAUCACGGCCAUCGAGAUGGCCGAGGGGGCUCCGCCGCUGUGUGACAUGCAUCCAAUGAGAGCCCUCUUCCUGAUUCCCAGGAACCCGCCCCCUCGUCUCAAGUCCAAAAAAUGGUCCAAGAAGUUCUUCAGCUUCAUCGAGGGCUGCCUGGUGAAGAACUACACCCAGCGACCCCCCACGGAGCAGCUGCUCAAGCACCCCUUCAUCAGGGACCAGCCCAACGAGAGGCAGGUCCGCAUCCAGCUCAAGGACCACAUCGACCGCACCAAGAAGAAGAGGGGCGAGAAGGAUGAGACGGAGUAUGAGUACAGUGGAAGCGAGGAAGAGGAAGAGGAGACACCUGAACAGCAAGGGGAGCCCAGCUCCAUCGUCAACGUUCCGGGCGAGUCCACGCUGCGGCGCGACUUCAUCCGCCUGCAGCAGGAGAACAAGGAGCGCUCGGAGGCGCUGCGGCGCCAGCAGCACCUGCAGGAGCAGCAGCUCCGCGAGCAGGAGGAGUACAAGAGGCAGCUCCUCGCCGAGCGGCAGAAGCGCAUCGAGCAGCAGAAGGAGCAGCGCAAGAGGCUGGAGGAGCAACAGCGCCGCGAGCGGGAGAUGCGGCGGCAGCAGGAGCGCGAGCAGCGGCGCCGGGAGCAGGACGAGAAGCGGCGGGUGGAGGAGGUGGAGCGCCGCCGCAAAGAGGACGAGGACCGCCGGAGGGCCGAAGACGAGAAGCGGAGGGCCGACCGUGAACAGGAGUAUAUCCGUCGCCAACUGGAGGAGGAGCAGAGGCACCUAGAGAUGCUGCAGCAGCAGCUGCUCCAUGAACAGGCCAUGCUCCUGGAGUGCAAGUGGAAGGAGCUGGAGGAGCAAAGACAAGCUCAGAAGCUCAAGAAACAGCUGGAGGAGGAGCAGGCGUCCCUCCUCUCUCUCCAGCAGCAUCAGCAGGCCGGCAGACCCCCGCAGACCGCCCUAUCAGCUAGGGGCGGUCAGGUGGAGGUGGUCCAUGAGAGGACCCCACCCUCCCAGCUCCAAGACCCCGCCCCUGACUCUGAGCCAAUCAGAGAGGCUGACGAGCGCUACCGUAAGAAUAUCCAGGGCUCCCCCCAGACCAAGCCGCCCCCGCCGCCCCCCCGCUCAGAGUCCUCCCACCCCAAUGGCCCCGCCCCCACAGAGACCCCCGCCCUGCACCGGCCCAUGGAGCCCCAGGUGCGCUCCAACAUGGCCGCCUUAAAGAGCAACACCAGCAUGGCAGCUUCCUCCACCUCUUCCUCCUCCUCCACCUCUUCCUCAUCAUCCGCUAGCGCCCCUCCCUCUGCGACCCACUCCCACCCCAGCUUCCCAAACCAUCACCUCCGCUCCAAGCAGGACCAUCUCAACCAACACCAACACAACCAUCCAUCUUCAUCAUCAUCAUCAUCAGCAUCAUCAACACCCCAUCGCACUGACCUGCCACCCCACCCCCAGACUAGACCCUCCCCCAGCAACCCCUCAGCCCCCCCAGAGGAGCUCCCACCCAGGGUUCCAAUGAGAACCACCUCCAGGUCUCCCGUGUUGUCAAGGCGAGAGUCUCCUCAGCACCAGGGCAACGCACCGCCCGGCCACCAGGCGGCCCAGCGCAACGCCAUCAGUGCUGCAGAGCCCAGGAUGCUGUGGGACAGGGUGGAGCGCUUGGUGUCGCGGCCGGGGGGCGUGCCCAGCGGGGGGUCUAGCAGCUCCAGCUCCUCCAACAGCUCCACCAGCAGCUCCAGUAAGACCCCCACCCAGCAGGCGUCUGGGGACAAGAUCAGGCCCCGCACCUCCUCCAAGUCAGAGGGUUCCCCCCUCCAGAAGCCCCCCGCUGAGGAGAGGAGAGAGCAGAGCAGACCCUCCCGUACUGCGGACCUGACCGCGCUGGCCAAGGAGCUGCGGGCGGUGGAGGAGGUGUCCCCGCCCCACAAAGUGACCGAGUACUCCUCGUCCAGCGAGGAGUCGGGCACCACCGACGAGGAUGACGAUGAGGAGGUGGACCAGGACGGAGGGGAGGAGUCCACCUCGGGGCCGGAGGACCCGCGGGCUGGCUCGUCCCGGGUGAGUAACGGGGAAAACGCAUCGGCGAAGACCAUGGUUGUCCAGGACGACGGGGAUGACGCCGGCUCCACGCCGUGUAGAGACCGUACCCUGAUGGUCAGACAGAGCCCAGGGUCGUCCAUGGGGUCAGGGGUGGUGCACAGCAACCACGCCCUGCUCCCCGGGUUCUCCCCAGGGUCCGGCAGCCCCCACACGCCCAGCCCCCACCACCCCCACCCUCACCCCCACCCCCACCCCCACCAACACCCACACCCACACCACCCGGACCGCAACGGCUUCGCCGGCCGCAUCCACCUCCUCCCAGAUCUGAUUCAGCAGAGCCACCACCCCUCCUCCCCUGCCUCCUCCACCUCCUCGCCCAUCUCCUCCCCCCCCUCCAGCCUGGGCAGCCCCUGCCCCGUCUCCCCCCACAUCCCCCUGGACCAGCUGGCCAUCUUCCUGGAGAGCCAGUCCAACAGCAGCACGAUGCAGAAACACAAGUCGUCCUCCUCGUUCACGCCGUUCAUCGACCCCCGCCUCCUCCAGGUCUCGCCCUCCGCCGGGGCACUCAACAAUGUUGGCUACGCUAACGACGCCCGGCUAGCGGAGGCGCUGCGGCUCGACCCCUCCCGGAAGGGCUCGGUGGUCAACGUGAACCCCGUCAACACGCGCCCCCACAGCGACACGCCCGAGAUCCGCAAGUACAAGAAGAGGUUCAACUCCGAGAUCCUGUGUGCUGCCCUCUGGGGAGUGAACCUGCUGGUGGGGACGGAGAGUGGGCUGAUGCUGUUGGACCGCAGCGGCCAGGGGAAGGUCUACCCCCUCAUCAACCGCCGGCGCUUCCAGCAGAUGGACGUCCUGGAGGGACUCAACGUACUCGUCACCAUCUCAGGCAAGAAGAACAAGCUGCGUGUGUACUACCUGUCGUGGCUCCGGAACAAGAUCCUGCACAACGACCCCGAGGUGGAGAAGAAGCAGGGCUGGACCACCGUCGGGGACCUGGAGGGGGCCGUGCACUAUAAAGUCGUGAAGUACGAGAGGAUUAAGUUCUUGGUCCUGGCACUGAAGAACUCUGUGGAGGUGUACGCUUGGGCUCCCAAGCCUUACCACAAGUUCAUGGCCUUCAAGUCUUUCGGGGACCUGGUCCACAAGCCCCUGCUGGUGGACCUCACGGUGGAGGAAGGUCAGAGGUUGAAGGUCAUCUACGGCUCCUACUCAGGCUUCCACGCCGUCGACGUGGACUCCGGGGCCGUGUACGACAUCUACCUCCCCACACACAUCCAGAGCAGCAUCCAGUCGCACGCCAUCAUCAUCCUGCCCAACACGGACGGCAUCGAGCUGCUGGUGUGCUACGAGGACGAGGGCGUCUACGUCAACACCUACGGCCGCAUCACCAAGGACGUGGUGCUGCAGUGGGGCGAGAUGCCCACCUCCGUCGCCUAUAUCCGCUCUAACCAGAUCAUGGGUUGGGGGGAGAAGGCGAUAGAGAUCCGCUCGGUGGAGACGGGUCACCUGGACGGGGUCUUCAUGCACAAGAGGGCCCAGAGGCUGAAGUUCCUCUGUGAGAGGAACGACAAGGUGUUCUUUGCGUCUGUGCGCUCUGGCGGCUCCAGUCAGGUGUACUUCAUGACCCUGGGACGCACAAACCUGCUCAGCUGGUAGGAGGCCCCGCCCCCUCCUGACCACGCCCCUUACACCGCCACCAACACUGGAUCCCACAGCCCAGCGUCUCCGGACACCCCGGGUACACAGAUAAACAAACAAAUGAACUAACAACCAACAGAAGGACGUCGUCCACAGGCUGGGGGGGGUCGCCUGACCCCCCGGUGGGCGACGUUUGGACCCCCCCCCCCAGAUAUAGAGGAAGAUAAUAACCAACACUGACACGGAAGGAAAAAAUGAAUAUUAAAUGUGAAUACUCAAGUUUUUUUUUCCACUAGUUUUUUUUUAUUUGCUUUUGCGGGAAGCGGGAGGGAAGGAGGGACAGCGUUGAGUUCCCAUGGCAACGGGAGGAGGCUCGACAGCUCGUCAAAGUACCGUUACUAUGACGACCUUCUCCACCCCUGAAGCCUCGUCCCCGUUUACUCCCUGGCUUCACCCCCCCUCCUCCCGUAUGGAUGCGGUUUGGGGGGCAGAGUCUGUAUGUAAAUGUAUCUUAUUUAGUUCCAAUGACUGUUGACCUGAUUGUCCGCGUGUUCACGGCGGCCAAUCAGAGAAGGGGGGAGGGGAACAUUUGGCGAGCACGGGAGCCAAUGAAUGAGCUUGGGGGGGCCCCCAGGUUGUCACGGCGACAGCAGUGUAGGAGGGGCCCAUUGAAGAUUUACUGUAAGUGUGCUAGUAUGUAACGGGGACUAACUAUGGGUAUGUAUGUGUGUUGUUGGGUAUUGUGUCAUACAGCUGUAGCCAAUCAGCGUCCAGAAAGAAAACGGAGAUGUUGAAAGUGGAGUGGAGAAUAGUAUUUUUUUGAAUGAUUAUAAUGGAUAUUAUUCCCUGGAGAUAAGUGUAACUAUGUGGAGUUAAACAUGUCUUUUACCUUGUUUUUAAAGAUUUACACGAUUUAAAACGCGGUCCACUGUUUGCUUGCUUUUCGCCCGGCGACCCGCAAACAGGGAGAUGGUUUGAAUGGAGAAGGCCUCUGUUGGUUGUGGGGACGUUGUGGGUACGUUGUGGGUACGUUGCAUAAACUAUAGUGUCUAUGUGUAAUAAAAGAUCAUUAAACCUAUUCCUCUCUCCUCUCUCAU